GAACUCUUCCCUUUCCACGUUGACCCCAAACCUCCAAUCGCCCCCCUCACGUGUUCCACAAGCGAGAGCUCUUGCCAUGGAGUGCUGCCACUGCAGGAGCGCCAUUCCAGGUCCCACGGCGUCUUCUCGCCGCGCCGUUCUUCUCCACCCCGACGGAGCUCGUCGCCGGCUUCUCGUACCCGCGCCUGCGUUCUGGGGCUCGGCGAGUCGGGGUCGGCUCGUGAGCUUCGGGGCGCCGCCUCAGCCUCGGUGCCACAAGAUGUAUGUUCCCGGCUUUGGGGAGGGCUCACCAGAGAAGAAGGCGGCGAUUAGUCUGCAGAACUUCUUCAAUUACCUGGCUGUCAGAAUUGUGCUCGCACAACUUGAGAGUUACAACCGAGAAGCAUAUGUCGAGCUGAAGGAGUUUGUAAGCCGCAACUCCGUCAACGAUGCUGAUACUUUCUGCAAAAAGUUGAUCCGUGAGUCUCCAAGGCACAAAGCAUUAGCUAUGAGGAUUUUGGAGGUUCGAUCUGCUUAUAUGAAGAAAGAUUUCGAAUGGGACAACCUGAAGAAGAUAUCUUUCAAGUUUUGUUAUUUUUGCCUUCCAUGGUGCAUGUGCAGAUGGUUGACGAUGCCAACACAAAGCUCAUGAGGGAUUAUGUCCUGGAGAUUAGUCACAUCGAAGACGAUAAAUGAUGAUUUUGCAUAUAUCAUUCCUCUCAAUCCGUCCACAGCUAUACACUUCUCCUGUCCAUGCAUGAUAUAACUUAGACAGAACUGAUCUUUUAUGUGGCUUGUACAUUGAACAUGAUAUAUGUAGAAGGUCAAAUAUACUCCAAUAAGUGUCUGCAACAUAUAGCUUGCCCCA
Molecule: messenger RNA, 847 nt
Organism: Brachypodium distachyon (stiff brome)
Lineage: Eukaryota; Viridiplantae; Streptophyta; Magnoliopsida; Poales; Poaceae
Product: chaperonin-like RBCX protein 1, chloroplastic
Exons: 6
Coding region: 77-631 (184 amino acids)
Biological process (GO): ribulose bisphosphate carboxylase complex assembly
Molecular function (GO): protein folding chaperone
Source: RefSeq, a predicted model, not a curated record